UAUGAGAGGCGAACACACUCUGUGAGCUUUCUGUCUCUGAGUGGCCGGCUGACAGACGACAUGGACAACACCGACAACCUGUUCCACCCCAGUCUGGAAGCUGCUGUCAUGAAGCUGGAUCCAGAGGAUGGCGAGCAGAUCAUGGAGUACUUCAAAACCCACGCGCUGCUGAGCAGAGAGAAAGCUCUCCUGCAGGCGUCGGUCAGAGAACAGAAGAAGCUGCUGGUGGAAAAUGCUAAACUGAAGAAGGACAUUGAACAGCUGAAAACUCAGCUGCAGGAUAAACAGAGGAGACGUGCCGCCAAAACUCUGCUCUCUUCGGCUCCGCCUCCUCAGACCCUUAACUCCGCCCCCACCACACCUGCCAAUCAACUUCCUUCCUCUGCAGGAGCAACAGCUGCCCUUCUUGCAAAUCCUCUCCCUUCUUCCUCUUCCUCACAUGAGCGGAGAGACAAACAGAGCAGGAGGAGGAGAGGAGAGAGGAAAGGUGUCUCUACAGCUCCUUCCACCUCGGACCUUCUUUCUCUGGGGGCGGAGUCUCGGGUCGACGUAUCACGGCUGGACCUGAGGGUCGGGCGAAUCCUCAGCGUCCGCCACCACCCGCUGGCCGAAGCCAUGUUCGUGCAGGAGGUGGACGUGGGAGAAAACGGCCCCCGGACGGUGGUCAGCAAGCUGGGAGGGAAAACAGACCCUGAGGAGCUUCAGGGCUCUUUAGCUGUAUUGCUGUGCAACGUAAAGGCCUGUAAGCUGAAGGGCGUGGUUUCCCAGGCCCGCCUCCUCUGCUGCUGCACCUCUGAUGACUGCAUUGAACCAUUAUUCCCGCCCACAGGCUCCGCCCCAGGAGACAGAGUCACCUUUCUCAACUACCCUGGUGAGCCGGACAGGGAGCUGCAGUCCAAGCAGAAGGUUUGGGAGCUUCUCCAGCCGGACCUGCAGGUGGACGGCAGGGGCGUGGCCAACUACAAAGGCUGCAGCUUUGAGGUGAAGGGCAAGGGGCUGUGCCGGGCCCCCUCCCUCACCAACUGCAUCAUCAGAUAGAAACUUUAAUUGUGGAAAGCCUGCACACUGCUGUGGUACAUGCUUGUUCUGAAUAAACAUCUGUUUCCUUGGGUGUUUUGUUAUACAUGAAUUUAAAGAAACUCAUCAUUGUGUUGGGUUGGGGUACAUUAUUUGCUGACACUGGACACUGUUCAAACAAAGGACUUAAAGCAA
Molecule: messenger RNA, 1212 nt
Organism: Archocentrus centrarchus (flier cichlid)
Lineage: Eukaryota; Metazoa; Chordata; Actinopteri; Cichliformes; Cichlidae
Gene: aimp1b
Product: aminoacyl tRNA synthetase complex interacting multifunctional protein 1b
Exons: 6
Coding region: 61-1038 (325 amino acids)
Molecular function (GO): tRNA binding
Source: RefSeq, a predicted model, not a curated record